UUUCGUUCGAAUAUUGACCGUCGCUCGCGUUCGCAAAAAAUACGACUGUUUUGCAGUCUAGUAAUUUCCCAAAGUAGUCUCGGUCGCUUGCGGUCAAGUGGUCACUUACGAGAGCUUUUAAUUACAGGAUAUGAAUAACAAUUUAGACGCGGUUUCAAAAUGGAGGUCGUAACUAGAACUGAUCGGUUACGAGAGUGAUCUCAAAGGAGAGCUUCGACUCCCGGCUUCGACUACACCUACAGCAGACACACUUGGAUCAGUUGGAUGAGUCAACUGUUGGUUGUUCGCCGAUUUUUUUAGACCUUUGUUAGAGCAGUUUUUCAUACCCUCUUGUAUACUCUGACAGCACGUGAAAUCCCCAUCCUUUUAUAUGCCGCCAGUCUUAAAAGGUGCACCUUUGAGCGGAGCUUCCGAGCCUCGCAUAUUCAAUCAUUAUGAGGACUACCCUAUCCCACUGGGGGAGCAUUUUUGCAUAUAAAGGUGAAUAACUUCGCUUUCCAGAUCUUUCCAGGACAAAAAAACAAGUGCUAGUGAAGAAUACCUCAGUCUGGCGUUAUAACCUCUUUGCUGCGCAGAAGGGAGUUUAGUUUAGGCUUUCUUCCUCAGCUUUAUCCUGCGAUAGCACAGUGCGUGACAUAAACGCGCAUCUGAGUGUGGCACCAUGGGUAAUUGAAACUGUGUUGCGAGCUGACUCGCAAACGAGGGCAUACUUUUUCUCAGAUCCUGCGGUUAUAAUCACUGCUUCCUUCCUGUCAUAGGAUGUAAACCAUUUAUACGAUUGAAGCAUAAGACGUGAAUGAAUUGCCUUUGCGGUUGUUUGCCAGGACUCAUUUGUUGUUGAUGCAAAGUGCUUCGUUGUUCGUCUACUGCAUCGACUGUAGCCAAAGAAAAUAUACCAACAGGAAAAGAGAGCUAGUGAAUUGCUUGGUAGGAACAGACGACUUGCAAAUUAAGUGACCAUGGUGUUAUGGCUGGGUAUAAUUCUCCCAAUUGUCGCGAUUCUCGUACUGGCGACCUUUCUAGUCUGGGCGGCUUGUGUGGUGUUAUAUUUCGCAUGCCCUCAUGUCUUGAGCCACUUAAUACACAGGUUUUUAAUCUUAAGGGGAGGUUUCACCCUGAAGUAUGUAUCAGUUGGAGAUUUCAGAUUUAGCUACAUUGAACGAGGGAAUGGCCAGGGUGCAGAAAAUGUGGUCUUGAUGGUUCAUGGUUUUACUGGAGAUAAAGGAGUUUGGAGUCUUGUGGGAAAUGUCUUCCCUAAAACAUAUCAUCUUAUAGCUGUUGACCUCCCUGGACAUGGUUAUACUACACGCAAACAUCAUGAUGAUCACUCUAUUCCAGCUCAAGUUGCAAAGCUUCAUCAGUUUGUGGUGGCUAUUGGGCUAAAUAAAAGAAAGUUUCACUUGGUGGGUCUAUCAAUGGGUGGAUUUGUGGCUGGUGUCUUUGCUGUACGAUAUUCUUUUUUGCUAUCUUCACUGGUACUCAUGUGUCCUGCAGGAAUAAAUGCACCAAAACUGAGUGAUUUCUUGAGUGAGAUGGCCAGUGGUGGAAAGAACUACUUGCUGCCUAAAACACCUGAGGAUUUCUAUUUUAUGCUGAAAAAAGUAUCCCAUCGUGAAGUUGCCAUGCCUUUCUUUGUUGUGAAGAUAAUGUGUGCAGCAAGGCAGGAAUCACAUGAUUUUUAUGAAAAAGGUAAAGAACAGUUUUUUUUCUUACAU
Orbicella faveolata is the source of this 1715-nucleotide messenger RNA. Its product is annotated as monoacylglycerol lipase abhd6-A-like. The record is from RefSeq and is a predicted model, not a curated record. Lineage: Eukaryota; Metazoa; Cnidaria; Anthozoa; Scleractinia; Merulinidae. Gene Ontology annotation, biological process: acylglycerol catabolic process. Gene Ontology annotation, molecular function: monoacylglycerol lipase activity. Gene Ontology annotation, cellular component: membrane.